UGCUUGGAUAUUGCAUUUGUGGAGCUUGUGUACUGCCUUCCGGGGUGUAAGGUGGAGGCAGUGCGGAGGUGGCUUGGGUUUGUGGUCUUGGGUAGUGGAUUGAGCACAAUGGUGAUGGUGGAUUUGGGUGGUUUUUUGGGUUCUUGGUUUUGGUUUGUGGUGCCAGUGGGCGCUAUGGUGAAUAGGGGUCGUUGA
Molecule: messenger RNA, 195 nt
Organism: Ilex paraguariensis (yerba mate)
Lineage: Eukaryota; Viridiplantae; Streptophyta; Magnoliopsida; Aquifoliales; Aquifoliaceae
Source: the annotation of a GenBank genome assembly